AUGUGCAGUUCUGCCAAGAAGUGCUCGGAAAAGGAGGUCCCCUACUACCGCCACAUCGAAAGUCUCGUCAAUCUGCUUGCCGCUGCACAUAGUGCUACGGUUAAGUCAGAUGAGGUGUCCCCGGCUCAAAACUCGGAUCAGUCUAUUCAAUCCACACCGUCCGAUAGUCAUAUUCCUCCAGCUUCUCUGUACAAUCUCGAAGCCCCUAUUCCGAACCGGGGAAGCUGGGCCACACCGACGCAAAGCCAACUGCCGGUCCACGAUGUUUCAUCUAUGCUUGGGGGGUCUGGAUGUAUUCCGAAUAUGCCAUCUAGACCAGCACCACAGCCUUCCACAGGUUACGUGCCGCUUAUUUACAACACGAUACAGGAUGAGGAAGACUUGCUACGUGUGUACAAGGAGCAAUUUGCCAUUCGUUUCCCCUUCAUCAUCCUCCCACCCCACACUACAUCGUCCGAGUUACGUGCACAGAAACCUUUUCUGCAUCGAGCCAUCAUGCUGGUGGCCUCGAAUCGAAAACGUAUGCAACAGAUUGAGAUGGCAAAACAGUUAUCAAUGGAUAUUGCUGGGGCCUUGAUUCUAAAAGGAGAUAGGAGCCUGGAUAUGCUUCAAUCACUGGUUACUUAUAACGCCUGGUCGUACUUGUAUUCACCAACAGUACCCCAGGCACAGUCUACGGCUAUGUUUCAGCUUUCUUUCGCAUUGAUAUUCGACCUCGGUAUUAACCGUCCCGUUGCUAGUAUUGAAGGCCCAGAAGGGUUAGUCGAUCCCUCCAGAAACGUUGUCGAGAUCAAUCCAAAAGAAGCAAAGCGAACUUUAGAUGAACGCAGGGCCUAUAUCAGCUGCUAUAUCUUAACUUCAGUUGUUGCUUUAUAUGUAAAGAAGACGGACGGCUUGCAAUAUUCGCCAUACAUGGAUUAUAAUUGCAGGGUGCUAGAAGAAACAGCCGCGUGCGAAUCCGAUCUUCUCCUUGUCGCUAUGGCAAGGCUGCAGACUAUGGCCGAAUCAUUUUACAAGAACAUCUUGAACAAAACUCAAGACUCCAUCAAGACCCCAGCUUGGAUGUAUACAAGGACUAUGCGAACCGGAUUGCACAGUCUAUGGAUGUCUUUCUCCCCGCAACUUCGACAGAACCCGUUCCUCAUCAUGAACUAUCACAGCACCGAAAUUUUCCUUUUUGAACCCGCCCUCCAACAAUCCCCCGUUGCCGUUGGCUUCGUAAAAGACGAACCGCAUCGGUUAGACAUGCUCCAUUCAUGCCUAACAUCGUCAAAAGCCCUCUUAGAUCUAUUCCUCACCCAACCCCUCUCGGUCUACUAUACCUUGACAUCCAUAGACCUCGCAAACCUCGGCCAAUCAAUGGCGACCAUCUUCAAGCUUUCCAUGGUCGACGAGCCUGGCUGGGACCUCACUUAUGUUCGCAAGACAAUCAACCCUCGCGAUUACUUUGAUCGCAUGAUAAACAACUUUGAACAUGUUGGGAGAAUAAUCGACCAGAGCCAGCCAGAGCCCUGCAGGCACUCCUUUCCGACCGGGUGCGCGAAUGCUAUGAAGAAGAUUAGAGGGGUGUAUGAGGCUAGGAUGGCGGCGGAAACGGCACAGGACACUUCGCAGGAACAGACGAAUUCGUUGGCGUUGGAUGGCUUGCUUAAUGGCGAUCAGAUGAUUGAUUGGAUGGAUGAUGCUUAUUGGCAGGACUUGUUGAAUGAUGGAAACUUUAUGCAGUGA
This is a messenger RNA of Lachnellula hyalina, 1728 nucleotides long. Its product is annotated as Transcriptional regulator. NCBI's taxonomy places the organism in Eukaryota, Fungi, Ascomycota, Leotiomycetes, Helotiales, Lachnaceae. Gene Ontology annotation, cellular component: nucleus. Gene Ontology annotation, molecular function: DNA-binding transcription factor activity, RNA polymerase II-specific; transcription cis-regulatory region binding. The coding region runs from base 1 to 1728 and encodes 575 amino acids. The record is from RefSeq and is a predicted model, not a curated record. The transcript has 6 exons. Gene Ontology annotation, biological process: regulation of DNA-templated transcription.